UCAUAAGCAUUAAGUGCUUUUCAUCUUUACUAAUAUACUAGGUGUGUUACCACUGGGUUUUGUUUAACUAUUCUAUUAAAUUUCAUUAAACUGGGAUGAUGGGAACGUAAAAAUGCCAAGAUGGAAUCGCUCAAGAUGCAAUUACAGGGUCUUAGUGCUCUUUAAUGUCACCAAGCCCACCGCUCUGGAUGUAUAAAAGGGACAACUUUCAGCACUAGGCUCAGAGGCACUCAUCUGAAGUUGAUUCUGCUCCAAGCACCACAGAUUUCAAGACUCUUUAAAAAUGUCUUACCAAUCUGGACAUAGCAGCCAUGGAAUCAAGAGCUUCAGUUCAUCCUCAGCCUGCUUACCAUCUGUAAGCAAACAUAGCUCCAUUGGUUCUAUCACAUCAAAGAAGAUAUCAAUGGGCCACAAAAUCCACCCAUCGUUCAGCAGCAAAAGUGUCUACAGUGUUGCAUCUGGAGGACAUAAGAUUUCAACUGGAUUGAAGAGUGGACAUGCUUAUAGUUUGUCAGGAAUCGGACAUGGGUUGAGUGCUUCUGGCCAUGGAUUUGGUGGAUCAUUUUGUUCUCCUGGUAUCACCUCUGUUACUGUUAAUCAAAGUCUCCUGGCUCCUCUCAAUUUGGAGAUUGAUCCUAAUAUUCAGAAAGUCAGAAUUGAUGAAAAAGAUCAGAUUAAAGGUCUGAACAACAAAUUUGCUUCCUUCAUAGACAAGGUGAGAUUUUUGGAGCAACAAAAUAAGAUGCUAGAAACCAAAUGGUCUCUUCUGCAAGACAAAAAACCCGCAAAAAGCCACAUUGAACCUCUCUUUGAGGCAUACAUCAACAAUCUCCGCAAACAGCUCGAGAGUCUUGGAGGUGAAAGAGCUCGUUUGGAGGCAGAAAGAAGGAAUAUGGAAGAUGCAGUAGAGGAAUUCAAGAAAAAGUAUGAAGAAGAGAUCAACAGACGCACUGCGGCAGAGAAUGAAUUUGUUGGACUUAAGAGAGACGUUGAUGCGGCUUUCAUCAACAAAUCUGAACUACAAGCAAAGGUGGACUCACUAACUGAUGAGAUUAACUUCCUGCGUGCCCUCUUCGAUGCAGAGAUUGCUCAGCUCCAGGCUCAGAUCUCAGAUAUCUCUGUUAUUGUGUCUAUGGACAACAGCAGAGAUUUAGACAUGGACAGUAUCAUUGCUGAAGUUAAGGCUCAAUAUGAAGAGGUUGCAAACAAGAGCAGAGCUGAGGCUGAGGCCAUGUACCAGUCACGGUAUGAGGAGCUGCGCUCAACAGCCGGAAGACAUUGUGAUGACUUGAGAAACACUAAGCAUGAAAUUACUGAACUGACUCGUCUGAUCCACAGACUGAAGGGUGAAAUAGAAAGUGUGAAAGCACAGCGUGCUAAGCUGGAAGCUGCCAUCACAGAGGCUGAGGAACGUGGUGAGGCUGCUGUCAAAGAUGCCAAAGCUAAACUAUCUGAACUGGAGGCUGCUCUACAGAAGGCCAAGCAGGACAUGGCUCGUCAACUCAGAGAAUACCAGGAGCUGAUGAAUGUCAAACUGGCUCUGGAUAUUGAGAUUGCCACCUACAGGAAACUUUUGGAAGGGGAGGAAUGCAGACUUAUUGGUGAAGGCCAUGGGGCUGUUAGCAUCUCUGUGGUUAGCAGCUCCACUGGACAUAGCACAAGUGGCCAACAUCACCAUGUGGGAAGCUUCAGCUCCAGCAGUUUAUCCAAGGGGAAGUAUGGACAUCACUGUUAAGCCUCAGCUAUUUUAGAUAAUCUGCGCUAAUAAUUGCACUGUGCUGAGCCAUACCUUAGUGGGUUAAGCUCUAGGAAACCAGCUUAUAUGUAGUCUGUGAUCUGUUCCCAUGUCUAUAAUAAUUCUAUAUCCUUCGAUCUCCACAAGUUUACUCUUUGAUUCUUUGAAAUGUGCUUUGUCUUUAUCUUUAGCUAUAUGCAUCUGUCAAUCCCAUCUCCCAUAUUAAAAUAAAGAAUAGCAAUAUUG
Bufo bufo (common toad) is the source of this 1981-nucleotide messenger RNA. Its product is annotated as keratin, type II cytoskeletal cochleal-like. The coding region runs from base 284 to 1735 and encodes 483 amino acids. Gene Ontology annotation, molecular function: structural constituent of skin epidermis. The record is from RefSeq and is a predicted model, not a curated record. The transcript has 8 exons. Gene Ontology annotation, cellular component: keratin filament. Lineage: Eukaryota; Metazoa; Chordata; Amphibia; Anura; Bufonidae. Gene Ontology annotation, biological process: keratinization; intermediate filament organization.